AGAUCAUUGUUGUGGGAUAUAUUUUUUUUGUGUGUGUGUCACUUAGACAUAAUUUUUUUCCGAGCAAAUUUGUUCUCCUCCCCUCCACCCCCAAAGUGAAAAGGGAAUCUGUGCUCAAAGCCGCAGCUGAGAUUGCAGAGACCUUCCCUUCCUGAUCCUUAUCUCACCAGGAUGUAGGAGGAUCCCUCGGGAAUAGCUGGAAGCGUUUCGCUGGGGCCAUCCAAGAAACGAGCACAGCCUUUAAAUGGCAAAACCAUCGAGUGCUCGGCUGCGAUCCGAAAGCUUUAACCCCAUCUCGCUGUGACAUCCCCGGGGCUCCGGUCCGAGCUCCCGGGGCUCCUCUCUGCCGGUCAAGCCUGUUCUCCCCCUGCUGGUACAUCAGACCUCCCUGUCCUUACCCUCACGUGUGGUUUUAUAGGCAGCCCCCUUCACCACCCCACAGCCGAGCUGCCUCCGCUGUGACAGUGACAGAGAUGAGCUGGACUGAUAACUGGCCGCUUUACAGCAACUGCUGUUGACGUUUUUGCACCUCCACAGCUUGAAAGAGGAACCUGUAAACUAUUUCUUUGUGAGCUGCUGGUACGAAGGAGAGCGGAAGGAGCGUCCUCCCUCCCAGACAGCUUCCCAAGGCACUGGGGCUGCUGGAGGGAUGCAGUGAGCAUCGGGAGGGGUCUGCAGGGAGGAGGAUGGUUCCGGGGAGCUGAGAUAGCUGCAGGUCUCGGAUUUGCUGCCGGGUGCCCCAGCACAGAGCGUGGAGGUUGGAGGAUCCGGAGCCGGCACAGAGCGCUGAGGAUCCCGCGCCGAUGCUCUCCCGUUGCCUGCAGAGCCCAGGAUGCCCAACAGCAGCCUGGCCCUGAGCAGCCUGGACGGGCUCUACAUCGGCGCCGAGUGCCUGGUGGCCCUGGUUGCCACGCUGGGCAACGUCCUGGUGCUCUGGGCGGCGAGGCUGAGCGCGGCCUGCCAGAACACCACGCUCUAUUUCAUCGCCUCCCUGGCGCUGGCCGACGCUGCCAUGGGGCUGCUGGCCGUGCCCCUGGCCGUGGUGGUGAGCCUGGGCAUGGCCAUGCCCGCCUACAGCUGCCUCUUCAUGUGCUGCCUGCUGCUGGUGUGCAGCAACGCCUCCAUCCUGUCCCUGCUGGCCAUCGCCAUCGACAGGUACCUGCGGGUCAAGCUGCCCACCAGAUACAAAAUGCUCACUACAGAGAGGAGGGUGUGGUGGGCCCUGGGGCUGUGCUGGGCGCUGUCCCUGCUGGGGGGGCUCGUGCCCAUGAUGGGCUGGAACAAGGCCGGCCCCAGGAGCUCCAGCCACCUCAGGUGCAGGUUCAUCUCCGUGAUGAGGAUGGAUUACAUGGUGUACUUCUUCUUCUUCACGUGGACGCUCGUGCCCCUGCUCGUCAUGUGUGCUCUGUAUGCCGAGAUCUUCUACAUCAUCCACACCAAGCUCAGCCAAGGCAGCCGUGGCAGGGGGGCUGCGGCUUUCUACGCCCAGGAGCUCAAGGCAGCCAAGUCUCUUGCACUAGUUCUCUUCCUCUUUGCAAUCUCCUGGCUGCCUCUGUGCAUUAUAAACUGCAUUUUCUACUUUCACCCCGAGUCUCAGAUCCCCCCAUAUUUGAUUUACUUGGCAAUCCUCUUAUCCCAUGCCAAUUCUGCCAUGAACCCCAUUGUCUAUGCCUACAAGAUAAAGAAGUUCAAAACUACAUAUCUUUUAAUUUUAAGGACCUACAUCCUGUGCAAAAACCCAGACCCAGCUCUUACAGAGCAAACAACAGACCCAGAGUCAUAAAGAGAGGCUGAGGCAGCCAGUGAGAGCCAGAGCAUUGAUAAAGCUUUGCUGGGAAACUCUUGGGAAAGUGCAGCAGCUGUGGGUCUGAGCUGCUCUAAAGCUCCCUGUGAAUAUAUGUCUUUAUAAUAUAAUUUCUAAACACAGAAGAUGGAAACUUUGUCUGGUUGGGUGGUUUGGGGUUUUUUUAACAUGGAGAUUGGUUGAGCUGAUUGCAAACCAGGAUGUGUUCUUUGCUGUUCAUAAUCCAGCAGCUCACAAGCUCACUGACCAUUUUUGUCUAUUCAGACUCAACUUGAUUCUGGUCAGCUUGUGCUUCAGCCAGUGUUGUCACGUUUUCAUGAGUAAUAAUAAAUAGUGGAUGGAUUUGACACUAAUUCUGCCUUUGA
Passer domesticus (house sparrow) is the source of this 2169-nucleotide messenger RNA. It is a transcript of the gene ADORA3, whose product is annotated as adenosine A3 receptor. The record is from RefSeq and is a predicted model, not a curated record. Lineage: Eukaryota; Metazoa; Chordata; Aves; Passeriformes; Passeridae. The coding region runs from base 833 to 1783 and encodes 316 amino acids. Gene Ontology annotation, biological process: G protein-coupled adenosine receptor signaling pathway. Gene Ontology annotation, cellular component: synapse; plasma membrane; dendrite. Gene Ontology annotation, molecular function: G protein-coupled adenosine receptor activity. The transcript is spliced from 3 exons.